GUCGUUAUUAGUAACUAACAGCCUAACAGGAAUGGGAACACAAACACAAUAAUAACCCAAAGUUUGUUGGGAGAAGUAGUUGGUUAGAAUCAAGUUGAAGCCUUGACUACACUACAAUACACCAAACGCACCUUCCGAAUUCGCGAUGGCCAUGGCCAUGGCAAUGGCGAUUCUCUUCAUAAUCUUCCCCCUCGCCUACUCCAUUCCCUUCAUCGUCCUCCAUGGAAUUGGAGACCAGUGCUCCAAUCGUGGAGUGAAAACUUUCACUGAGGAAUUGAACAGCUUCUCGGGUGUGAAAGGAUACUGCGUUGAGAUAGGCAAUGGAUCAUGGGAUUCAUGGUUUCUGCCUUUGACAGAGCAGACUAAUAUUGUUUGUGAAAAGGUGAAGCAAAUGAAAGAAUUGAAGGGAGGAUACAACAUUGUUGGGCUCUCACAAGGAAAUUUAAUUGGCCGGGGCAUUGUGGAAUUUUGUGAAGGAGGACCUCCUGUUAAAAACUUUAUAUCCUUAGCAGGCCCUCAUGCUGGUACUGCUUCAGUUCCUCUAUGUGGUUCUGGUAUCUUCUGCAUCCUUGCAGACAGCCUCAUCAAGGGACAAGUUUACAGUGACUAUAUUCAAGAACACUUAGCUCCAAGUGGAUAUCUUAAAUUACCAAAUGCAAUACCCGAUUAUUUGGAGAAAUGUAGGUUUCUCCCAGUGCUUAACAACGAGAUACCAAGUAAGAGAAAUUUCACUUACAAGGAAAGAUUUAGUAGCUUGAAGAACUUGGUACUUAUCAUGUUUGAGCAAGACACUGUUUUGAUACCAAAGGAAACUUCCUGGUUUGGAUAUUACCCAGAUGGCGAAUUCAACCCAGUUUUACCACCUCAAGAGACAAAACUUUACAUUGAAGACUGGAUUGGUUUAAGAACACUGGAUAAAGCUGGCAGAGUCCACUUCAUUAGUGUUCCGGGAAAACACCUUGGAAUCUCCGUGGAAGAUAUGAAGAAACAUGUAGUGCCGUACUUGAAGGACCACUCAUCGAAGGAAGAUUACACCAGCAAGGCUGGUUUCUCGAGAAUGCGAAAAAUUAUAUCAGAGCACUAAUGAAGCCGCCUUGUUUCGAACAAUGGAGGUAUAACCAUCAGCUUAAGCAUAAGUAAAUAGAUCAUUGCCAUACUGGUGGCCUUACAUUGUACAUCAUACAUGGUUUCAUUGGUUAAUUGAUUGAUUGGCAACAACGAAGAUCAGUGUCUAACCAAAAGGGAGAUCAUCCUAUUAUACUUGAUGAUUGUUGUACAACAUUUGAAAAAUUGUAGGAAAAUGUGUUUGAACUGAUAUUUGCACCAAAUUACACUACAAGAGUAUACUACUUAUUGAUUGGGAUUCCUUGCCAGAGAAGUCUAGGGGCCAGCAACUUUUGUAUUUUAUGACCAGCACUUAACCAUAAAAAAAAGUGAGUAAUUUUCCACCAUUGUAUGUAAUCUCACACCAUUAAAAAUACUAUUGAUGAUUAAUUGAUGGUUACAAAAUACAAAAGUUGCUAGCCCUGGCACUCCUCAUUGGUGGCCAAGUAUUUCCAUGAUUAAUUCAUAGCAAAAAAGUCCAUUAUCAUCUCCUGUAGUUUAGAAAGCAAACUUUUUCACGAUUUCAAUAAGGCAAUAGUAGACCUUAUUAUUAAAAGUUAGCUUUUUGACAUUCAUAAUCACAAGGGUUGGUUGAAGGACAGCACCACCUACCAUGUAGCUAAUUUACUCACAUUGGUGAUAUAUUUUCUUACUUAUUAUGAGUAAUUUUAUU
Messenger RNA from Arachis stenosperma, 1777 nucleotides. RefSeq lists its product as uncharacterized. The transcript has 12 exons. The coding region runs from base 146 to 1084 and encodes 312 amino acids. Gene Ontology annotation, cellular component: intracellular membrane-bounded organelle. Gene Ontology annotation, molecular function: thiolester hydrolase activity. Lineage: Eukaryota; Viridiplantae; Streptophyta; Magnoliopsida; Fabales; Fabaceae. The record is from RefSeq and is a predicted model, not a curated record.